UGGCCCAAUCCUGGUCAUUUUCAGGGAAAGUUUCACAGGAUGCGAGGGUACUUAUGUGAGUGAGGGGAACAGAGUGACUCCUCUAUCCCACCCGUGUAGCAGGGAGACAUCCUUUCUCAGCCAGUCAACUGUUUUUUGGGGGUGCUUGUUUGCACAACAGCUGGUCGCCAUGCCCACCGACGCUCAAAGUGAUGCCCGCUCCUUCCUCACUGAGGAGAUGAUUGCAGAGUUCAAGGCCGCCUUUGACAUGUUUGACACUGAUGGCGGCGGUGACAUCAGCACCAAGGAGCUGGGCACGGUGAUGAGGAUGUUGGGACAAAACCCCUCAAGGGAGGAGCUGGAUGCCAUCAUUGAGGAAGUAGAUGAGGAUGGCAGCGGUACCAUUGACUUUGAGGAGUUCUUGGUCAUGAUGGUGCAACAGUUAAAGGAGGACCAGGCCGGCAAGAGUGAAGAGGAGCUUUCUGAAUGCUUCCGUAUUUUCGACAAGAACGGAGACGGAUUCAUCGACCGGGAGGAGUUUGGAGACAUUCUGCACAUGACCGGAGAGCCUGUCACAGAGGAAGACAUUGAUGAGAUGUUUGGCGAAUCUGACAAUAAUAAGGAUGGAAAGAUUGAUUUCGAUGAGUUUUUGAAGAUGAUGGAGAAUGUCCAGUAAAGAUCACAUUCCCUGGUGACCCUCUUUUUGCCCCUAAUAAUCAGAUCACUGCAUUUUUAAUUGGCAUCAUUUUGUUUCGAGGUUAAAUACCUUCCACCACGCUGUUCUCAUAUGAAGCCCGAAGGUCUGGUAAGAAUGUCUAAAAAUAUCCGUCCACCCCUUUUAAGACGAAGACACUUUCCUGCAGCCGGUCCUCAGCUGUCCCUUGCUUGGCAGCUGCUGCUUCUCCUGACAUGCUACACCAAGUAUUCCCAUCAAAUCAUCCAACUCCUCUUCCAUAAGCUGUGGUGUCUUCUGAAAUAAACCAACCUUUUUCUCAUUGGUU
This is a messenger RNA of Hippocampus comes (tiger tail seahorse), 980 nucleotides long. RefSeq names its product troponin C, skeletal muscle. The transcript is spliced from 6 exons. Gene Ontology annotation, cellular component: myosin II complex. NCBI's taxonomy places the organism in Eukaryota, Metazoa, Chordata, Actinopteri, Syngnathiformes, Syngnathidae. The record is from RefSeq and is a predicted model, not a curated record. The coding region runs from base 170 to 655 and encodes 161 amino acids. Gene Ontology annotation, molecular function: calcium ion binding.